UUUUGAUGUACCAUGGAUGUUGUUGUGGUAAUUUGGAGCAGUGUGCGUGCGUUGGCGUGCGUGUGAUGUGGUGUGGACUAUGGAUAGGACGGGGUAGUCACGGCUUGAGUAAUUCGCUGGGACCCGUUCCUUCGAGGGGUAGUCACGGCUUGAGUAAUUCGUUGGGACCCUCGAUUUGGUUAUUAAGUGGAAUUCCGAGCUUGAGUAAUUCUCUGGCACAAGGUUUGAUUUAAGAGAGCUGUAUAGGGGAUCAGCUCCCAUAUGUUAUGAUUGAUACUACAGGGUGUGUGAGUGCUCCAAAUUACCUUUUUGAUGUUAUGAUGUGAAAAUGUUGUGUAUGUUGCAUUUCACUCUACAGGUUGCAUUAGUUUCAGAUAGUUAUAGAGAUUAUAGUUAAGAUUGAUAUUUUACUCUCUGAGUCGAACGCUCACUCCUGUUCAAAAAUUUUUACAGGCCACAGGAGGAUAUUUUGUUCUGGGUUAACCUGCCUUUUUACCUCGCAGGAAAAUGCGUAGAAGCAGGAGAGCUGCCACUGCACCAGAACCAGAUGUGCCUGACGAGGUGUCAGCACAGGAUGAGGCGCCUGCCCCGAGGAGGCGGGGUAGGAGGCCUAGAGCUGCUCAAGUAGAAGAGCAGCUACCCACAGUUCAAGAACAGUCUUUCAUGGCACAGGGUCCCAUGGACCCCAUGGCAGCUACUCUAGCUGGUCUGCAGAGAACCAUCGACAUGAUGGCGCAGUAUAUGGUCCACCCUCCACAGCAGCAGCAGUCCACCGCACCAAGAGAGGAAUCUUACAAACAGAUCAUAAAUUUCAAGAAGUUGGUGCCUGGUACCUAUGAUGUGUCAGACGAUGCAUAUCGGUUUUUGGAUUCUAUGAGCAGAGCAAAGAAAAGCAGAGCGAGGGUUCCUCGGUGUCCCUUCCAUGGGUACUCGGACGGUGGUGGCGUGGUAAUUACAGAGGAAAGGGUAGGAGCAAGAGAAGUGGUUUCAUACACCGACCACGAGGAUUCGCACUGCGGAUCCAAAGCAGUGGUAGCCGAGUAA
This is a messenger RNA of Hevea brasiliensis (rubber tree), 1044 nucleotides long. RefSeq lists its product as uncharacterized. Lineage: Eukaryota; Viridiplantae; Streptophyta; Magnoliopsida; Malpighiales; Euphorbiaceae. The record is from RefSeq and is a predicted model, not a curated record. The transcript has 3 exons. The coding region runs from base 508 to 1044 and encodes 178 amino acids.